Molecule: messenger RNA, 758 nt
Organism: Paraglomus occultum
Lineage: Eukaryota; Fungi; Glomeromycota; Glomeromycetes; Paraglomerales; Paraglomeraceae
Source: the annotation of a GenBank genome assembly
ACAAAAUAGAAUUAAACUUGGCAACACACAACAUUAAUGGGCUUAAAAGCAAUAAUCAAAAAGUGGAGGCACUCUAUGCAUGGACAUUAGACAACAAUAUUGAUAUAUUAGGGUUAGCAGAGACGAACAUUACAGCAAAAGAAGGAAACUUUUUAACGAAAAGUUGGAAUGAGUAUAAAAAUUUUUGGGCAAGUGCAGACCCAAAUAAGAAAAAAGGUUCAGGUGUAGGUUUGCUAAUCGGCAAACAGUGGGAAAAACACUUAGGUCAAAUAGAUAGAAUAAGUGAAUAUAUGAUUACAGCCAAUUUUAUGUUCAAGCAGGCAGAAAUCUUAGUAGUCAUGGUAUAUAUUCCACCAAACAACAAAAUAGAAAGAUCGAUUAUUCAAAAAGCAUUAGUAGAAAAAUAUAUAAAACGAUCAUCAAGAACGCAGAUGAUUAUUAUGGGAGACCUGAACUGCAUAGUAGAUGCAAACCUGGACAGAUUACAAAAGUCUAAACAAAAAUCUAAAAAGCAAGACCCAUUAAUCAGGUGGCUAUCAAGACAAGAGUUUCAAGAUGCUUAUAGAGUAAUCAACCCAAAUGAGAGAAAGUUCUCAUGGUCGGGCAGAGAACAAGAAACAAGAAUUGACUAUAUAUGGGUGGCAGAAGAUCUUGCUAGCAGUCUAUUAGAUGCAGAAAUUCAAGAGAUGGAUAUCUGGACAAAUAGUGACCAUGGAGCAAUGGUAGCAAGAAUAAACCUAGACCAUCUUCCUAACUGU